Molecule: messenger RNA, 2183 nt
Organism: Caenorhabditis angaria
Lineage: Eukaryota; Metazoa; Nematoda; Chromadorea; Rhabditida; Rhabditidae
Source: the annotation of a GenBank genome assembly
AUGUGCCAAUUUUCACGCGGGAUAUUUUUUGCCGCGUUUUUUGCAAUCAUCAUUAAUGGGAAAGAAACAAUAAAAACUUCAAAAGCGGAAUGUUCAAUUGGAAACAACACAGAAUGCAGUGUAAUUUCAAAUAAAACCCUAGCAGAUCAAGAAUCAAAGAACACAUCAGUUAUUUGGAAUAUUGGAAUUACCGACACAGUAUUUUCAUACGCCUUAGAGGUAUGUCAUUUGAGAAAAGAUCGUUAGAAAACCAAUUAUUCAUCACUACCACACCAAAAUUAGUUUGUGGAUGGACGAAAACUAAAUUGUUUUGGAAGACAAAAAUGAGAAAGGUUCAAAGUUUUUUUGCAGACAGCGGAAAAUGGAAAAGAUCUUCUUGUUGGAGGAAUUGUCUCAUGUAGAUUGCUCAUGGGAAGUUAUUCAAGAAAUCGAACAAAUAAAUUAGAUGGAGUUCGAGUAACAUUGAUUGAUGGCAAAAAUGGAAAAAUCAUGCGCAUUUUUGACACAAAAUUUGACAAUGAUUUGUUCGGAAUUGAGGCGGUUAGUAAAAAUGUUUCAAAUGUGAGAAAUCAAAAUUUUGAUUUGUUUGUUUUCAGAACCCGGAAUUCACACUGGAUUUUGAUGAACUUUUGCAAUUCAACAGUUCAUAUCGCGUGAAAAUUGAUUUGUUACCUCUUGGAAACCCUGCAUCUAGCGUCAAAUGGAACAAUCGACAAAAUCUAAAGAUUGAACCGCGUGUUAUUCAUCCACAGUGUAGAAAAAUGACAAGUAAGAAGUUUCAUAUUUUAUCAAACUAUUUUUUUUAUUUUCCAGAUUUUGCUGAUAAAUGGAGACCACAAUUAUCAAUUGAUAUUUAUGAAGCUUCAUCAAAAUUAGGAAUUUCUUGGAAAGUUGCUCCGAAUUCACUAUGCAUAAGUUCAUAUAAAUUGACUGUUCAAAACAAAAAUCGAUCAUAUUCGUAUGAAAAAACUCGAAUUCGAAAUAAUAAUUCAAUGUUUAUUAUUGAUGAACUUCAAAAUGUUCCAAGAGAUCAAAAAUUGACAGUGACUGUAAAUGCACAAGAACUCACUGAUGGUGUAUGUAUUUGUAAAAACUGUCAAUGCACAAUUCGAAAAACACGAAGAAUUGUGAUUCCUGCUUAUAUCAAUAAUACACAAUCAACACUAACUGUUCCUCCAAGAGAUGCUCUUGAUAUUUUGAGAUCUCCGGAAGAAAGAGGUCUUCUCGUACCUUCGAUAUUUGCCGGUAUUGGAUUAAUUGUAUUUCUCAUCUCACUGUGUUGUUGUUUGGCUGCCAAGAAAAGAUCAACAAAUUCCACACAACAACAAACAUUUUUACGAAGUAUUAACAGUGCAAUUUUUCCAAAAACAGCGCAUUCAAGUAAGUUAUUUUUCUAAAAUUUUGAUGCCAAUCAUUUCAAUAAUAUUCUAUUUCAGAAUCUUAUCGAAUCCUCAUUGUUUGCCCAAAUAUCAAUGGAAUUGAAAAUGAAUAUAUGCAAAGAGUUUGCGAAGCUUUCAAAGAAUCCAAACAUCGAGCAAUUUGUGACAAGUUUGAUGAAUAUUCACAUAUUGCUGAGCAGAACAUGCUUCAAUGGAUAUAUCGAGAAGUUGAUGCGUCACAAAAGGUUUUUUUUUCCAAAUUUCAAAAUCAGAUUGUGAUUUUUGUUUUUAGAUCGUGAUUUUCCAUUCUUCUAUGCCAAAUGGUUCAAUUGGUUUGUAUGAUGUUAUCACAGCAUUUUUACCAUCACAUGAUGCUCGAGUUGUGAAUGUUUUACUAUCUGAAAAUGUGAAAUGUGACUACCCAUGUGAAACAAAAUAUGUUCUACCAAGAGAUGAACGAAUAUUUGAGCAAAGUUUUGAUUUGCAAAUUCCACAACCAUUGGUGCAAUUUUCACCACCUGCAUCAGUUAGAAGUGUUGUGAAUUCUAUUCUGAAAUCAAAAAGUUAUGAAAGUAUUGAUGAUGAACAGAAAACACAUACAAUUGAUUCGGGAGUUUCUUCGAUGUCGAGUAAUAGUUCUGAAACACAAGAAAACUUGUCAGAGGUAAGUAUCUUUUUUAUAAAUCUGAAAACAUCUAUAGAAACCAAAUUUUCUAGACGCUUCUGCAAACUGACAUCGACAUUGAACACAAUCUAAAAGCCGAUCAUCCACUUCUCCACCCUCAACAAGUGAUAGUCGUGUAA